Molecule: messenger RNA, 610 nt
Organism: Propithecus coquereli (Coquerel's sifaka)
Lineage: Eukaryota; Metazoa; Chordata; Mammalia; Primates; Indriidae
Gene: CXCL8
Product: chemokine (C-X-C motif) ligand 8
Exons: 4
Coding region: 86-391 (101 amino acids)
Biological process (GO): neutrophil chemotaxis; cellular response to lipopolysaccharide; inflammatory response
Cellular component (GO): extracellular region
Molecular function (GO): CXCR chemokine receptor binding; chemokine activity
Source: RefSeq, a predicted model, not a curated record
CCCUCAGAGACAGCAGAGCACACGAGCUUCUAGGACAGAAGCCAGCGAGAAACCACAGGAAGGAAUCAUCUCACUUGGUGUAAACAUGACUCCCAAGCUGGUCGUGGCUCUUUUGGCAGCCUUCGUGCUCUCUGCAGCUCUGUGUGAAGCUGCAGUUCUUGCAAGGAUGGGCACAGAACUUCGAUGCCAAUGCAUAAAGACGCACUCCACGCCUUUCCACCCGAAAUUUAUCACAGAGCUGAGAGUGAUUGAGAGUGGACCACACUGUGAAAAUUCAGAAAUCAUUGUCAAGCUUGUCGAUGGAAGAGAACUCUGUCUGGACCCCCAGGAAAAGUGGGUGCAGAAGGUGGUGCAGAUAUUUUUGAAGAGGGCUGAGAAGCAAGAAUCAUGAAAAAAAAACAUGCAUUCUCCAUACUAUCCAAGAAUUCCUCAGUAAUGAUGCCAAUGAAACUUCAAACAAAUCUACUUCAGCACUUCAUGUAUUGUGCGGGUCUAUCGCAGGGUUGCCAGAUAAAAUACAAGAUGCCUGAUUAAAUUUGAAUUGCAGUAAAACAAUGAAUAGUUUUUCCAUUGUACCAUGCAAAAAUAUUGGACAAACAAAUUUAAAACA